Messenger RNA from Candidozyma auris, 720 nucleotides. RefSeq lists its product as uncharacterized. The transcript has a single exon. Gene Ontology annotation, biological process: DNA replication; DNA damage response. NCBI's taxonomy places the organism in Eukaryota, Fungi, Ascomycota, Pichiomycetes, Serinales, Metschnikowiaceae. The record is from RefSeq and is a predicted model, not a curated record. Gene Ontology annotation, cellular component: nucleus. Gene Ontology annotation, molecular function: double-stranded DNA binding. The coding region runs from base 1 to 720 and encodes 239 amino acids.
AUGGGAAAAGCUGACUUUGGAACAGCUAAGUACCAGUCGAAGCAGCUCAAAGCUUCAGGCUUGCAAAAACUACGAUAUUACUGCCAAAUUUGCGAAAAACAAUGCAGAGACGCCAAUGGGUUUAAGAAUCACCUACUGUCACCUUCGCACACGGGACGCAUUUCUAACUUGAGUAAGGAUGGGAAGGCUAGGUCUGUUGUCGAACAGUAUCUGAGUCAGUUUGAGGGAGAUUUCCUAAAACUUCUACGAAUCAAUCAUGGCACAAAGAAGAUCAACGCCAAUAAGUUUUAUCAGGAGUACAUUCUCAACGAUAAAAACCAUGUUCACAUGAACGCUACACGAUGGAAUACGCUCACGAGUUUUAUUAAAUAUCUAGGGCGAACAGGGAAAGCUCGAGUAGAGGUACCAGAAGACGCGGACGAUGAAUUCAAUCUCUUAAUAAGCCUAAUAGAUCAUCUGAAAUUGAAUACCAAAGAGUCGAGGGAGAAGGACCUCAUAUCCGAUGAGUAUAGAGCCAACAACUUCAUCCAGAUGCAAAUUGCGAAAGGGAAGGAGUUGCUGAGCACGCCUUCUUCAAUAAAUAAUGAUAUCAGCGAUGCAAGUUCCCAGUCUUCAAAAGCGAAUGUGGCAAAACCAGUCAGUUUAUCACUCAAGGGACUCUCUAAAGCGAGGAAGAUCACACCGGCGGCAUUUGACAACGAUUCAGACGAGGAUGAGUAA